CCUGUCUCCGUCAUGAUGCCUCGUCAGCCAUCCCCCGGUCCCGCAUACGCUGCACCCUAUCCCGCUCACAACCCUUCAAUGUCGGCUAACUAUGAACGCAAACAGAAGCAACGGAGCAUCAUGGGCAUAACUGCUGGCGCGGAGGACGUCAAGUAUCAGGCCAAGUAUAGGGAGUUGAAAAAGAAAGUCAAAGAAAUCGAAUCGGACAACGAUCGGCUGUAUUUCAAGCUUCUUCUCGCGAAGAAGAAUAUUCGUCGGAUGAAUCUAGAGCGAGCCAUUCUCUACGAGCGACUCGCAGCCGUGCCCCCCACUCCGGGCAGAAACACUCAAGAAUUGCCUGCGGAACAAGAUCCCAUAUUCCACUCACAGCCUCCGGCGCCGCAUGAGCAUGCCAGGGUGAUAGAUCCCAAUGACCGCGAGCUGUCUGAAUGGAUUCGCAACCACCCGACGGCCCGAAUCAUCCAGGGACCGGAUGGCAGAGUCGUCGCGAUCGAAGAUACGCCAGCUUCUGUGGAUGCGCGGGGCAUACCCAUACCUUCGGGCCCUCCGCCACCUCAUGGGAUCCCUCUAGUCCCUGGUUUUCGUCAUGACUCGGGCCCUGGACACGAUCCGUCCCGACCUCUACCUCCGCCGCCUCCUAUGAUCCCACUUCUCCAGCAUUCACAAGAUCCCACCCCAGAACUCUCUGUGACAAACGACCACCACGUGAACCAGUACACGUAUCCACAGUCUCGACCGCCGCCGCCGCAGAACGCUCAUUCACACAGUAACUCUUCUCAUCACUCCCGUUCGUCCUCGGCUCGCCCAGAUCUCGAUCCUGCUGGAGGAGGAAACUCUCGCGUAGAUGCACAAGGCGCCCCAUACGCUCCUCAUACCCGCAGCCCGAAUAUGCCAACGGAACCGCAUCCAGAACACAGAAGAAGUCGUCAUGAGCCACACGAGCAUUCGCAUGGACACCAAUUGCCGCAUCCACAUGUCGAUAUCCCCCCGUCAAACCUGCCCGGGUCGCCGCCCAUGGUCUCGCCGACCACUCACCACCGCGGUUCUAGCCGGAUUCACAAUCACCAGCGUAUGGGACCGGGCGCGAACAUUCAUCGCGAGAGGGACCCUGAGCGAGAUUGGGAGCUGCAGCAGCAGCUUGAGUACAACCGCCAGCUUGAACGCGAGCGCGAGGCACAGCGCGAGGUCGAGUUACGCCACCGCCUAGCGCUGGAAGAGCAGGAGGAGGAGGCGCUUUGGGCUGAGGAAGAGGCUCGUGCCCGCGCCCUGUCCCGCUCUGGUUCUCCGGGUUCCACUGCUCGGGCGGGGGGAAGUCGGGAUGCUUCGCUCCCAGCGGUGGCUCAAGCGUACGAUCACGAUCGUGCCCCGCAUAGGACUCAUCCUGCCCCGCAUGUGUCGAACCUGCUCGGGAUCGAGCGUGACCCGGGCUUCAAAGACGACGAACGUAGUGUUUCUCGCGAUAGGCUUCCGGCCGCUGAAGUCGCUAGGACUUCUUCCUUGGAGUCACGGAAGCGCUCUCGCGAUGAAAUGGAGGUUGACGACCGCUACGACUCAGAAGGCCGACCUGCCAAUGAAGGUGGGCCGUCUUCCCGCGGCUCUGUGAACCUAGGCGGCAAUAGGGGCGGCAAGCGGGCUCACUCUGAGGAAGACGGCGAUGCCGGGCACCCUGCAUCUGGGAAGGGAGAUGCUUUGUCUGAUGAGAGGAUGGAAGACGAAUAGGCUCGUGGGACAAAAGGAGUAUGCACACUACUCCAAGUUGUCUUGUGGUACGGCAUAAUUUUGACGGGUUGCUGGUGUCAGUUUGUCUGCUGUAGGCUCAUGGUGGUGCCCGUCCCAGGUCCUGUGAAAAAGACACGUCAUAUCUCUAUAUCGCUGCUUGUCUGUCAACUUCAUGCACACUAUGUAUCGCCCCUCGCUGUGCCGGUCGUUGUAUGUACACCCGCUCGCCGAAUAACAAUUAUACCC
Molecule: messenger RNA, 1965 nt
Organism: Dichomitus squalens LYAD-421 SS1
Lineage: Eukaryota; Fungi; Basidiomycota; Agaricomycetes; Polyporales; Polyporaceae
Exons: 3
Coding region: 13-1719 (568 amino acids)
Source: RefSeq, a predicted model, not a curated record